Messenger RNA from Moneuplotes crassus, 934 nucleotides. NCBI's taxonomy places the organism in Eukaryota, Ciliophora, Spirotrichea, Euplotida, Euplotidae. The record is from the annotation of a GenBank genome assembly.
AUGGAAAGAACAAAUAAUCGAUCUACCUCCCAAGAAAUAUACAAUAAGAAGGUCCGAAAGGUUCCUCGGACAAUUAGAGAGUCCUUCAUUGAGUGCAUUGAUAGAUACAGUCAGAACAAAGAGGCUGAGGCUUGUAAAACACCUGCUAAAACAGUCCUCAAAAAGAAGUUUAUUAGGAACUCUAAAAUAAUUUUAACCAAUCGAAAGAAUGCUGAAUUGGUAAUGAAGAAGAAAUAAGGCAAAAAGAAACAAAUGAGACCUUCCUCCCUCCCAUAUUAAAGUUCUCCAACAACUGAAAAAGCACACUGACUUGAUCCUUCCCUCUUUGAAAGAGAAGCAGGAACUAGGCAUGGACCUCAAAGAAGGCACAAGUCUUAGCCAAGAGCACCAUUUUCAAGAAUAUAUCAAAAUCAAGUUUGGGCUUGAUAUGAAAAAUUAUCAUGGAGAAGGAACUUAUGAUCGAAACCCAAGAAAAUCUCAAAUAUUGAAUGCGUUAAGAAGUUUCGAGAGAUUCAGAAGAGCUAAUGUACCACUCACCAGCAAACAUUUGAGUUUGAAGAACUCACCCAGAAAUAGUUCACUAGGCUCAAUCCCAAAUAUUAAUAAAUUCGUAAAUCAAAGCAUGACUGCAGAUGCCCUUAAUCCUCAGAAUAAGACUCUCCUAUAUCCUGAAGAUAGAAUAAACGUAAAAAUAAUGGAAGACUGAAGUAGUUCUGUUUCUUCAGGAGAAAAUAUCGAUCAAAUGAUCCCAAAUUUUAAUUCAUCUAAAACGAGGAAUGAACACUCUCCGAUAGGGAUUGAAAGCAAUGGAAAAGAUACCAUAUUGGUCAAGAACAACUCCUAUUCAACCAUAAAAUUGCCAGUACUGACUCAGAAAAACUUGGAGAAGGAUCUAAAUGCAAGAAUACACUUUAUUCUUUAGAUGAGUGAAGGA